AUGGCCUCAACACCCUCACCUUCGGCGAACUUGGCGGCCGAAGACGCAUCCGCAUCACCUGCUCCAUCCAAUGCGCAGGCACCCCCCGAUCCCAAAGACAAUGCCGUCGAAGACAAAGCCGACGCCAAGGAAACACCGAGCGAAGGCGACGAAGAACACGAGGAUGGCCAAGUAUCAGAUGAUGAUGGUGAUGCUGCAUCAGCGCCGCCACUGCCGAGCGAACCAGUUCAGGGAGGACCACCUCUACCGGCAGAACCUGUUCCCGCGACGCAAGACGACGGCUGGGAUUGCACCUGGGACCCCAACACCCAGGCGUGGUUCUUCUCAAACAGAUUCACGGGCAAGACACAAUGGGAGAACCCUCGCGUUCAGACAAGCGAGGCCGCGCCGCCAACACAACCAUUGCCCCCGGUAGACGAAAAGCCCGUCGCUGGCGGAUAUAACCCGGCAAUACAUGGCGACUACGACCCGAAUGCGUGGUACGCCAAUGGCGACAAGGCGGACGAAGAUGAAUACGAUGCCGAAGCAGCAGUUGCGGGUGCCUACAAUGCAGAUCCGUAUGCCUCCACGGCUACGUUUAACCGCUUUACUGGCAGCUUCCAAGCAGGAGAUGCGGGACCUGGUAGACAUUCAGACGAAGCAAAAUCCAAGCGUCAGAUGAAUGCCUUUUUUGACUCUGAGGCGGCUGCAAAUAGCCAUGACGGCAGAAGUCUAAAGGCGGAGAGAACCAACAAGCGACUCUCCAAGGCUGAAUUGAAGGCGUUUAAGGAUAAGAGGCGGGCGAAAAAGGAAGAGAAGCGAAGAGCAUGGCUCCGCGACUGA
Molecule: messenger RNA, 822 nt
Organism: [Torrubiella] hemipterigena
Lineage: Eukaryota; Fungi; Ascomycota; Sordariomycetes; Hypocreales; Clavicipitaceae
Source: the annotation of a GenBank genome assembly